Molecule: messenger RNA, 1189 nt
Organism: Panicum virgatum (switchgrass)
Lineage: Eukaryota; Viridiplantae; Streptophyta; Magnoliopsida; Poales; Poaceae
Product: POU domain, class 6, transcription factor 2
Exons: 4
Coding region: 268-846 (192 amino acids)
Source: RefSeq, a predicted model, not a curated record
CCUCGUUCGGCUGUGACCGCUCUCGCUCCCUCACAACCUGCUCACGACUCGCCUAGGGUUUGGGGCCUUGGGGCAGGCGGCCGGCUGCCGGCGAGCGGCAGCCGGGCAGCGCUGUUACGAGCCAGGACUGCUACGAGCUGCUACUGCUAGGAGCUAGCGGCUGGAGGCGCGCGCACAUCGGCGAUAUAGAUUCGCCACUGCCUUCAAUCACAGCGGAGGACACAUCGUCUCAAGGGAGGAGCGCAGUGCAGCGCAGCGGCGGAGGCGAUGGGGCGGCGAAGGCCCAAGAAAAAGGAGGGGCGGAUCGACGGCAUCAUUGACAACCUUGCUCAGUACGGCUUCCCUAGGACCCAAAUCCGCAAGACCGUCAACGACCUCCUACAGCUGUACGGGAGGGAUGGCUGGCUGUUGCUGGAGGAUGGAUCAUACCGUGUUGUGCUUGACAAGCUCCUGGAAGAACAGGAGCAGCUGGAGAAACAAGAAGCAGCAGUGGUAGACAAGGCAACACCAGAAAAUGAUAUGGAAGUGUCACAAGCAGUGCAUAGUGAGGCACCAACUGAAUCUCAGCCAACCCUUGAACAGCAAGCUUCUACCAAUAGUUUGCCUCCCCAGGAGCAUGUACUGCCACUACCUCCAGCUACAAGAGCUGCUCCUGCAAGGCUUCCCUGCUAUGGAUGGAUCAGCGAAGAGUCCGAUACAGAUAGUGAAUCAGAGGACGAAGAAAUGCUUUCAGAUGGACAAAGGCUAGCAAUUAUCCCACAAAAGGAUGCACCAAAUCCUGCAGAAACCUUGCCUUCUACGAGGAUGCGGCCAAAUAGAUGGGAUGUGGGCCCUAACUGGGGCUGAUAUCAAAGUUGCAAGAUGGUGGCCUUCAAGGAUGGAGAACGCUUGGCGCCGGGAGCAAGAUGUCAAUCCAUGAGUUAACUUUCACCUGUAUCUUGUACAUAUAGAACUUAUCUAGCAGGGAGCAGCAGACACUAUGGGAUAAUGUAGCUUCUGUGUGGUUGCAGAUUGACUGUCUGACAGUGCCUGUGCAUUUCAGACCUGUACGUAGAAACUUUGAUCCCUCCUUAUUAAUAUGACUAGCUUUUUAGCCGAAGCAUAUAUGCCUAACUUGGUGGCAUUUGCAUUAGGAUCUGAUCAUGGAUUCUCAUAAAUUUAGUUAAGAAUUUAGCCGUUGGAAGAUCUA